Messenger RNA from Alligator sinensis (Chinese alligator), 5154 nucleotides. RefSeq names its product somatomedin-B and thrombospondin type-1 domain-containing protein-like. The transcript has 5 exons. NCBI's taxonomy places the organism in Eukaryota, Metazoa, Chordata, Crocodylia, Alligatoridae. The record is from RefSeq and is a predicted model, not a curated record. Bases 651 to 1433 code for a protein of 260 amino acids.
GCUGGGGAUCAUCCACUGGUUUGAGGUGAAACCCUCCUUCAUGCUUCUUUGCUUUGCUAAAGCAACUGCAUGAUGCCCUGUGUAUUGGCUCUAAGACCCAGGAGGAGCCUUUGCACUGGGAUUAUGGAGGGGAGGGGGAGAAAGUAGGUGGAACAGAGAGGAAUAGAGGGGUUUUUUUAAGGUCCAGCCAAUAGGCUUGUGCAGCCCAGGCAUCUUAUGUCUGUGACCAGUGGAUCUAAUUGCUUGUAUAAAAGAUAGUUCAUUAGAAGCCGGCUUGUCAGUGCAAUUUGGUACAUAUGAAAGGGCAAAUCGGUGGUGUGUGUGUGACCCACCAGGUCCUCCCUGCUGGACGCCAGGCCAGUGCAUCCCUGCUGAGAACUGCCUGCCAGACCUGGGCCCUUUGGAUGCAAGAGGCAUUUUUGGCUGGGAGCUGUCAGCUGGAUGAGCCAAGCUGGGCUUCCCUUGGCUUGUGUGUGCGCUGGGACAGCAUGUGGCUUUUGUAGUUUCUUUUUUCCACUUUGGAAGUUGCUUGGCCUGGGAGUGCAGCCGGCUCCCUUCUGAGGCUUUGGCUCUGAGCAAGGUUUGGCAGUGGAGGGAGAGGGGAACCUGAGCUAGGCUUUUGCUGGGACGCAGGGAGAGCUGCUGAGACCAUGAGAGCCCGAGGCACUAAUGUAAGGUAUUUUCUGAUCUGUUGUGGCUGGCUUCUGGUGAGCGGGCAGCUGAGAGGCACAGAGGCAGGAUGCAGCAACCGGGGGAGCCAUCAGUGCUGCCCUGGGAGGAAUAAUGCGUGCUCGGAUCUCACGAGCUGGAGGACUGCCUGCUACUGUGACACUUACUGUGAGAAGACCGGAGACUGCUGUGAAGACUACCAAGCCGUGUGUCAGAGAUCGGCUGUCAUCGACUGCAUGGUGGGUCCCUGGGGUCCCUGGAGUAAAUGCAGCUCCCUGUGCGGGGUUGGCAGCAAAGACCGAACACGGCAAGUCACAGUGCCACCUCGAAAUGGAGGGACCCCCUGUCCAGACCUGAAGCAGCGGCGAGGGUGCUUUGGAGAUAGCCCCGUAUGUGAUACAGCUAAAGAGGUGGCUAAGAUUUUGCCUGAUUCCUACAAAAGGGACUUCAAGGACCCCUGGAGAAGACCUCACAUGCUGAUGAAGGAGAAGCAGCCAAGCUACUGUGUCUAUUUUCGCCUCAAGCAGGUGGGAGCUGCCUGCCGUCUGCACUUCUGGAGCAGCCAUCUGCUGAGGGAGCGGCGAGUCUGCGUGGAGUGCCAGGGGGAUGCUGUGGGCAGCCGGAGCCGAUGUGAAGGGGAUGGGCUACAGGGUGCUCGGACAUUCUGGACUGCUGCCUCCAUCGCUGGGUGCCAAGGCUCAUGGGUCCAAGAGUCUUUGCAAGAAACCUGCAUGUGUCCUCCACUGUCCCUCUUAUUUGUGUAACAGUCUGACAACUUGGGUCGUGAACCUUAAAAGAGGAAGUGAGAGAGUGACACAUAUAAGCUGGCAACACAGUGGUUUAUGGCUUUCUGUCACUAGGACAUGCCGGAGGAUGAAGGAAAAGCCUCCUCUGAAUGAAGUUCUUGCUGCCCUUCUUACCUCAUCUCACUUUCUUUAUAAACCCACAUUUUCUGUGAAACUGUUUUUUUCACCACAAACCUAUGUAUUAUUUCAAAGCACAAGAAUGUCUCAUUCUUUUAAACUUUAUACCUCUGAAACCUUGCUAUCUACCUCCAGCAUUGCAGAUAAUAUUGAAGGCAACUCUUUUUCUGUGUUUCUCACUACUUGGCAGAUUUGUAAUAAAAGGAGAGAGAGAAGAAUAUUGCAAUAUCCUUCUUUUAAAAGAUUGUUUUUUAAAAUGCAAGAAAGAAGAAAAUUGCUAGGGCCACUGCACCAAAGGUAAUGAUGAAAUACAUGGGAAAGAGAUUAAAUCUGAGAGAGGAAGUGAUGUCAUGGUUACAUGGGAUAACAUAGACAUAGUGUCAUAGUUAGCAGUGGAGUCAUUUCUGAAAAAUGAGUCAUUGAACUGAUUUCCUGGGAGGAAAGUGGGAAUAAAAUAGGCAUGUUUAGUGUUAGACAAAACCUAAGGAAAUGCAACCUUUUUUUCUCCUGUGCUGUUGCAUGUACCUGUUCAGAGUUGCUUCCAAGGUAUUAAAGUUAGGGUCAUUGCUUUUCUCUUGACCCUUCAGAUGAUUUGAGAGGGAUGGGGUGCUACUUGCAAUAUCUUCUUUGCAACCCCAACCUAAAGGUGGUCAAAAUAUGGACUUCUACCUUGAGAAAAGCCUAGUGAAAUUACAUAAGAGGUUGUCAUCUUUUGUUAUGUUUAACACUUUUCUGACUGAUAUGAUAUAUUUAAAAUAUAUCAUAUGAUCUCUUCCCCCAGUAAAUGCAUUUUACUCCCAUUCCUUCCUGUGCCCUCUAUUUCAGCUCAUGGCAAACACACAGGACAGGGUUUUCAAGCUUUCUAUUUAAUGAAUGAAGUUAUACCUACAUGCACUUUCCCCAAAGCCUCUGGAGUUGCUACCCUCUCCUCUGAGAACAUUAAAAACUCAAGGCAAAUGGUUAAUAGAGGACUUCAGGUGCUGUUGUUUUGACAAUGGAUCCUCGUAGCUCAGACCCCAGGAUGUUAAAAUCCCUGUCAUUGAGAACUUUGCUUGACUGAGCAUCUGCAAAACCAAUACUGGUUUUUGUUUUGUUGCUCCUGGGUUGUAUGUGGUCACCUCUGCUGAUGCAUAGUACCCUGAGGUCUUGCUUCCAGAUCAGACCAGAGGUGACUGUCCCCUGUGUAUGCUUUCCCCUCUUGCUACCCUGGGCUGCUUGUGUCCUGGUUUCCAGCACUCUGCAGGCUCCCUGGGGCUCCUCUCUCCUCACCCUGCUGUGCUGUGCUUGUUUUUUUAGAACUAGGCCAAACGAUGGUUUGGUUUCUAGGUGUAACAAGUGAUUCAGUAAAAACACACUGAGUGGUUUGGAAGCCACCCAGUCAGAAGCUGGAUGCCUCUCCGGUGUUCAGAUAGAGCACCAGAUAGCCUGGUGCUGAGCAUUCCUGGCUCCCAUUAAUGUCACAGGAUUGGGCCCCAAGGUUGCCAUUGACUUCAGUGAGUUUCAGAUUAGGCCUGUGCUCUACUGUCACCCUGCACCGGACCAGUUAUAUACAUCAACUAAAAUGGCCAAAACUAGGCUGAGUCUUUAUAACAGAAGUAAAGCUGUUUCAGUGGAACAUUGUUCAAGGAUCAGUGUCUCUUACUACAGCAAGGCGUGCCUUGGCAUCGCCUAGCUCCAUUAAUAUAGUAGUGAGACCAUUCUUAGAUGGCUCCCUUUGUCUGUUGACAUUAUCUUUUCAGAAUUUCCUUGAGUUGAAGGCACCUGCGUUGUUUUAUCGACAGAUGAUCCAUGUCCCUUUCCGGGGCUGUUUUCUCCUUGGUGAUGCAGUUGCAUGUGCUAGUCAGAGCUGUUCUCAGGAAGUCAGGUUCAAACCUCAGGUAAAAAAAAAAAAAUCCAACUUGGAGAAUAUGAAUGUAUAUGCUUCCAGCUUGGCCCCAGACUUUCUUCUCUGCUGCUGCUUCUUGAUGAGAGCCUGGGUAUAUGGUCUCACUACUAAACAGCAUCGCCCAGUGAUUGCUGCAAGUAACUGUCUUAGUCUGAAUGCUGUACCAGAAGAAAUCAGCAUGAUCAGAACAUGACAGAAGAUGCAUCUUCAUGGAUGCUCUCCAUUUCCAUUGGGCCCUACGGGAAUUUCUGUCUCCCAUUGACUUUUGGUGGAAGUUGGGCAUCUAACUUACUUAGGCUCUUCUGAAAAUCCCAGCCAUAGAUAUUGAAGCCAGGAGGGACAGUUUUGAGCGACAGUUUUGGAUCGUCUGACAGGUGGUUUCUGCACAAGGCCAUUAGAUUUUUAAGUGUCAACCAACAGACUCAAGAUGCUUUGGUUGGCUUUUCCCAUUGACAUUUCUGUGUGUGCUGCAGAAACUGGCAGAUUGUCGCCUCCGUGUAUGUUAAACAAACACAUUUCUGGAAGGAAGCAAGGAGCAUGAUGGGUAAAAGCACAAAUGGCUUCUUCCUGGUUUUUAAUGUUGUAAUAAUUGUCCUGAAGUUUAUAACUUCCUGUAUCAUUGACAGUCACAUCAUAAGCUACAGGUCUAUUACUGUAUGAUAUCAUGUAAUGACUCCACUUGAAUUACAUUGAAUAAAGACAUUAGGAAACCUGGGGGUUUUGGCUGGAGACAUUUCAGGAGUGGAUGAAAGAUACCCCUGGCUAUUAUAACCUGAAUCCUUUCUAGAAGAAGCAUUGGAAGACUGAAGAUGGCUCAGACUCCAAGCUAGGAAAAUCCUGGAAGUGGUUAAUGCUGGAUGCUGAAUUCUGGUUCAGCCCUGGAAGUUAAGAAAAUGCCAUUUCACUUUUGUGAUCGAGCUAUUCCAAGAUCCGGUUUCUUAAGGAAUAUCUGCAUGACCUCCUGAGCAGCACCAGGUACACCACAGAGGAUUAAGUCAGCAUGCUCCCCACAUGCUGAAGCUCACAAAUAUGCUGAUUAGAUGGCUUGGUUCAUCCCUGAGAGCAUCCCUCUGCACUGUGCUUGAGCUCUAUGACUUGGGAGAAUCUGAAUAUGGUCCCAGGGUAUAGGCUUGGCACUGCCCCAAGACACCAGUUCUGCAGUUUUGUGAGCCUGGGUUCAGGGAGCAGACAAAAGUGGACACGACUUAUCUCUGAGUAGCUUGCUUGGUCUCACUCAAAAGGAGAGAUAGACAUCCCCUUUGAAGCUACCAAAUGAAUCACUUAACUGGAUCCUUCCAAGUUCCUGCCUGGUUCCUCAGACAAGUACCCCAGCCAGCCAGUGACAAUUUAUUCCAGUCUAAAGACUGACUUCAUGUUCUGCAAGAGCUGUCAAUAGCACAGGUGGAGAUUGUCGUCUCCUCUGCUCCAAGACAUUGCCUCCAGCAGUGGUUUUUGCCUGAAUUAAGCUGAGCUUUCCCAAGUUGUUUAAUUAACCUAAUCUGAAGUCAUGAAACCUUUAGAUUUACCGAAUUAUAAUAGAGCUUUUUGUUCACCCAUGGCAUUUCUCCUGUGUCACUUUAUGAGAUGAUUUCAGCCUCUCUUUUGGAAGGAAAGGGGAUCCAUACAAGGUAUGUUCUUGUUACUUUAUAAACAACCUCCUGCAAUUUCUCCUGUAAC